GGACCCUUCUCCACCUCUCUGCAUCUUCUCCCGACUCGACGUCGUCGUUACAGGGAAGAAGAAGCGGGUGAGAAAAACUUCUGUUUCCACCGUCUUGCCCAUUUCUGCAGAUUUGUUCCGAGGCCGAGGCAUCUCCAAGGCAGUGAUGGCUCUCCAGAGGACCCAGGCCUUUCUUCUGCUCUUGCUGCUGACCCUGCUGGGGCUAGGGCUGGUACAGCCCUCCUAUGGCCAGGAUCGCAUGUACCAACGAUUCCUGAGGCAACACGUGGACCCUGAUGAGACAGGAGGCAAUGACAGCUACUGCAACUUGAUGAUGCAAAGACGAAAGAUGACUUCACAUCAGUGCAAGCGCUUCAACACUUUCAUUCAUGAAGAUCUUUGGAACAUCCGUAGUAUCUGCAGCACCACCAACAUUCAGUGCAAGAAUGGCCAGAUGAACUGCCAUGAGGGUGUAGUGAGGGUCACAGACUGCAGGGAGACAGGAAGCUCCAGGGCUCCCAACUGCAGAUACCGGGCCAAGGCCAGCACCAGACGUGUUGUCAUUGCCUGUGAGGGUAACCCGGAAGUGCCUGUGCACUUUGACAAGUAGAUACCACUCAACAGGGGUUAUGGCCCAGCAGCUGGCCCUUAACUUACUCCUUAAAUAGUAAUGAGUAAGCAUUUGAGCUGUCCCAGGCCGACUCCCCUGAUUCUUUGUUUUUUCUUCUUUAUAUAACCCAUUCUGUUAAACACAUUGCAUGACAGAGAAAGAUGAGACACAAACUUAUAAUGAAUCUGGGCUCUUCUGUAAUAUGCUUUCUUUUAUAAUAUUGGUCAGCUUUGCUAUCUUUGAUCUUAUCAUCUGGAAUUCAGUCAUUACAUAGCAUUUCAGGAAUUUCAAGGUCCUUUCAUCUAAGCUAUCUCAUUCUAAUACCAUGGCACCCUUGGGAUGCUGGUCCUAGUGUUACAGUGCACAAAAGCUCAAAGUUAAGGGAUUUGCUAAGACUGAAAAGUUAGUAGAAAAGCUAAGACAAAAGUCUAGUUUAACAGGCUACUCAUCCAGUGCUUUCCCCACUUCAGCACAAGGAGUUUUGAAAGUUUUAAUACAUGGCUUUUGUUAUUCCUAAAAGUCAGCUCUUGGGAGAAGCAUUAACAAGUUGGAAAUAUAUACUCGCAACGUGAGACCUCUAUCUGUAUUAUGUGGCAAACUAGCUGUAUUUGGAUCUAAUAAGAUCAAGAAAUGAUACAAGGAAUUUUCUUUUCUCCUUCCCAAACUUUUGAGUCACCCUAGUAAGUCAGAAUAUUAACAUGUGCUAGGUCAUUAAGACUCCUUCACUCUUCCUGACUGAAAGAUUUUUCAUAUGUUCCUUAUAAUAAAGAAAAUAAGAUAAUUUCAA
Messenger RNA from Bubalus bubalis (water buffalo), 1376 nucleotides. RefSeq names its product ribonuclease 4. The transcript has 2 exons. The coding region runs from base 146 to 589 and encodes 147 amino acids. Gene Ontology annotation, molecular function: RNA nuclease activity; nucleic acid binding. The record is from RefSeq and is a predicted model, not a curated record. Lineage: Eukaryota; Metazoa; Chordata; Mammalia; Artiodactyla; Bovidae.